CAACAACCUCAUUAUUGAUCCUGAUUUGCUUUGCUAUAAAAGUACAAGGAAACCAUUAAGGUCAUUACAAUGCUCCUGAAACGAUUUGUGUGAAGUAGUUAAGUUGAGCUUGUGCGGUCUUCAAAGAAACUAAGGAAAAGAUGGCUCAAGGGAGAGGGAAGCGGAUAAGGAAGGUUCAAAAAAUGCCUCCACCUCAACAGCCAGCUACAACAACUAUGGUAGAUAAUGUGUUAGCUACACCUACUGUGCGUGAAAAUGUGCCAGCAACACCAACUAUGACAGAUAAUGUGUUAGCUACCCCUACUGUGCGUGAAAAUGUGCCAGCAACAACUAUUGUUCAUGCUCAUGUGCGAGCAAGAGCUAGCAUGCCACCACUAGCUAAUGUGGCUCCAUCAAUUGAUCAACUGCCUACCCAACAAGAAAUCCCUUUUGUGGGCAUUGGCAUGAAAAGAAAGCGUGGUAAAUCAUGUGGUAAAGCUCUUCAGGAGCUUAUAAAGGCUUAUGGUGGACCUCUGCGUGUUGACUUUCAUCCGACCAUCCAUGUCCCUUCUGAUGACACAAUUUCUAAAAUGUUUACUUCUGAGAUAGGAAUUACUGUACGGGGCGGGGCACCAGUAUGCAAAUAUGGUUGGUCUGAUGUUGAUGAAGAUGAUAAGAGGCUGCUAAGAGAGGAUCUGCGGGUGUUCUUUGUGGUGGACUUAACUGAUCCAGCUGUUGUUUCUUAUGUGGAUUCCAAAAUGUCUACUGCCUACUGCCAAUUCAAGACUCGACUGAAGAAGGAAUGGAAAGCAUUUGGCUCACCUGAACUAGGAAGAGCAAACCUGCCUAAUGCAGAUUUAUGGCAUGAGAGACCUGUCUCACAUUGGCACUGGCUUUGUGACAACAUAUACACCAACCAGUCUUGCAUUGAGAUUGCGGAAAAGAAUUCUGCUAAUAGGUAUAUGCAACAACAUACUCACAGGGCUGGUGCACAGCCAUACGUGCAACAUGCUUUGGUGGCCUCUAAGGGUGGGAAGGAGCUGUCGCUCAUACAUAAUUGGGGAGAGAAACACAAGGAUAAUAAUCAUGAAUGGAUCAAUGAGGCUGCCAAGAACAAAUAUGAGAAGAUGGAGGCUGAGAGGAAUGCCCUUAUAGAGAAGUUGUACCAAGAGGCACCCGAGGGUACUGCACCUGAUUCUAUCAAACUGACUUUGGAAAAUGAGUUCCCAAUAAUGGCUAAGGAGCUUGGGAGGAAGGGUAGGAAGAUCCAUGGCAUUGGUAAUGUCCCUCACAUACAUUCUAACAUACGCAGAGUAUCUGCAUGUGGUGGCACCAAUUUUGAGGUAGCUGAAUUGCGUGAUCUUAUCGACCAACUUACCUUUAAUAUGCUCAGUAUGAAGGAACAAAAUGGACUAUUGAAGGCUCAAGUGGAAUGUUUAUUGAGGCGAUCUCCUGGGCAAAUGAGUGAGGAUGACUUCCCCCAUCCUAGCACCAACUUCUAA
This is a messenger RNA of Rosa chinensis, 1481 nucleotides long. RefSeq lists its product as uncharacterized. The transcript is spliced from 8 exons. The record is from RefSeq and is a predicted model, not a curated record. Lineage: Eukaryota; Viridiplantae; Streptophyta; Magnoliopsida; Rosales; Rosaceae. Bases 141 to 1481 code for a protein of 446 amino acids.